CUCCAUCCUCCUGCUUCUGCUGCUGCUCAGAGCUGUGCUGGACCUGGAGAUGUGCCGUGUGAUUUUUGCACUGGGAGAAAGUUCAAAGCUGUAAACUCCUGUUUGACCUGCCUGACCUCUUACUGUGAAACUCACGUCAAGCCACACCUUGAAGUUGCUGCAUUCAAGAGGCACAAACUGAUCGAAGCAGCUGGAAAUCUGGAACAGAAGAUUUGUGACGAACACCAGAAGGUUUUGGAGGUCUUCUGCAGAACUGAUCAGACGUGUAUUUGUGUGUUGUGCAUAGACAAGGAACACAAGAGCCAUGAUACAGUCUCAGCUGAAGCUGGGAGACAGGAGAAGCUGGGAGAGACACAGACACGACUAGAGCUGAGAAUCCAGGAUAGACUGAGAGAAUUGGAGGAGCUGAAAAGAUCUUCACAGAGAGAAAUCCAGGAAAGUGAGAAGAUCUUUACUCAGCUGAUCCGAUCCAUUGAGAAGAUCCACUCUGAGGUGACGGAGCUGAUUGGAGCUCAGGAGAAGGCUACAGUGAAUCAGGCUGAAGGGAUCAUGAAGAAACUGGAGCAGGAGAUUGCUGAGCUGAGGAGGAGAAACACUGAGCUGAAACAGCUUUCAGAGACCAAGGAUCACAUCCAUUUUCUACAGGAACUGGGAUUCCUCUGCAGAGGAAACCUUUUGGACAAAUACUAAAAGAGUUUCAAAUCCAUUUGAAGUCCUGCAGUGAGGUCUGGUGUGUUGGUGUGAACUGGAGUCCUGCCGAGGCUCUGGCAACCCUUCGAAAGAACAUCAAGAUUACAUUCUUUCUGUAUUCAAACACAGGAACCUCACAGAAAAUCAUUAGAUACAGCAGGCUUCACAACAGAAGAACAUUAACCGAAGAAGCGACUCAGGAAACACAGCUGUGCCAAAGCCUCCAUCAGUAACGUUAGUGUCAGUGUCUCAGUGGGGAGGACAUUGACUGUCUCA
Acipenser ruthenus (sterlet) is the source of this 966-nucleotide messenger RNA. RefSeq names its product tripartite motif-containing protein 29-like. Gene Ontology annotation, molecular function: zinc ion binding. The annotation marks the transcript as partial. Lineage: Eukaryota; Metazoa; Chordata; Actinopteri; Acipenseriformes; Acipenseridae. The transcript is spliced from 5 exons. The record is from RefSeq and is a predicted model, not a curated record.